AGGUUCUGCCUCUGGAGAUGUUUGAGAAGACAAGAAGACCCUAACUCCUGCUUUCUUUCUCUGCUCCACCUGGGGAUCUGGGAUCUGUCACAUGUGUGCCGUGGCCCGGGGCAUCAUCGCUACCACUGACCUCAAAGCAUUGGGAGAAAACCUCAGUUUCCAGCCAUCUGCCUGCCUGUCUCUGUGUGGAGAAUGGAGAGUAGCAGUUUGGCAUCCCCAGGGGCCGAGGGGGACGACAGCCCGAUGGAAGGAUCUUCCAAGAGGAGGAGAAGGAUGAAGGACUUGGCUUUUUCAUCUGACGAGAAAGAAGUUCUCAAGCUAUAUGAAAUGUUGGAAUCAAACACAAGAAAAACUCUGACAGACAUUUACCAAAAACUUAAACAAACUCCAAACAACUCAAGUGGAAUUUCAUAUCUCAGAUCCCGGCUUUCUGACCUGACAGAAAAGCCAUCUCUGGAGCCGGUCUACAUAGGGCUCUUUGGAAGCACGGGGUCUGGGAAGAGCUCCCUGCUCAAUGCCAUCAUCGAUAAGGAAAUGUUUCUGCCGGUGUCGGGUGAGAGCACCUGUACCUCAUGCCUGGUGCAAGUGAGUUCUGGUGUCAGCGACAAGUAUGAGGCCAAAAUCCAUCUCCUCUCUGAACAGGAAUGGGAAGAAGAACUGAGAAACUUGAAGGAACUCAUAGUUAGGAAUGAAACCAGGUCUGGGGAAGAAGAGGUCGACGAGUGUGGAAUCGUACAGGAGGCUAUACUGAAGCUCAAUGCUCUCUAUGGUCUCGAAGCUGAAAACAAAAGUGUUGAUGAGCUUUUGAGGAUCCGGAUUUUUAAUGCCCACAAUAUUGUUUUAAAAGAAAGUUGUGCAAAAGUCCUAUCUGAACAAAUGGACCAGUUCAUUCGGAACCAGUCAGAACUCAGCGAGGACAAUGAAAGAGAAUUAUGGCCCCUGGUCAACCACGUGGAAGUGACCCUCUCCAUGUCAGAAUUUCUCCCAAGAGGGGUGGUACUACUGGAUAUUCCAGGGACAGGAGACUUUAAUAGCAAAAGGGAUCUGAUGUGGAAAGAGAGUAUUAAUAAAUGUUCUGCAAUUUGGAUAAUUGGUGAUGUUGAAAGAAUUAAAGGAGGAAAAGUUCAUGAGGUUCUUCUGUGGGAAGGGAUUAAAGCCCUUCAGAAAGGGCCCUGCUCUGAUAUAGCUCUGGUGAUUACCAAGUCGGACAAUUUGAAUCUGCCUGUAUAUUUACGAGAAAGAUCCCAGAAAAAACAACAACUGAAUGAGAAAGUCCCCAAGAACAAGCGUGACGCGAUUCUAGAGAGGAAUGAGACUCUGAAGCAAAUCAAGGGCAGAAGUUUGAGGGAAAGGCUCAAGAAAAAUUUACCAGCUGAUGCUGAAGUGUUUGACAAUCCUGAUCUAGUUUACACUGUGAGUGCUGCAGAAUACUGGCAAAAAAAGCAUCUUGACGUGAACGAAACAGAAAUUCCUAUAUUGAGAGAGAAGAUCCGGAGCAUAUUCCUGAAAGAGAAGAAGAAGAUGGUGUCCGAGUACAUCACAGAGGCUUUUGGCAUUGUCUCACUUGCAGAGCAUUUCAACUGCCAGGAAAACCUUGACACUAUUAAGGAAUCUUGCCAUGAGAAUCUGAAGAGAUAUUUGAAGGUGAAAAUCCAGUGUUUGGAGAAGGAUAUUGAAAAGUGCUUUGACCAAAUAAAGGGGCCCCUCAACGAGGGAGUCAGGAAUGCAAGGUUGUCAUACAAAAGAAUUCUUGAUGACUUCCUCUAUAGAAGAAGAGGAAAUCAAGGAUUUCACAGAACUCUGAAGGCCGUCUGCUUGAAAAAUGGUGUCUUUGCCUCCAAGGUUUAUCACAGAAUAGAUUUGAAUGAAAAAAUUUCACAGCCUGUCUAUGACAAAAUUGGCAUUGUUUUUCAAAAUAUAUUAAGGACUGGGAAGGAUACACGGUCUUCCCUGAAGACUUAUUUGGAUAAAAUGGAGAAUGCUUUGAAAGCUGAAAUUGAGAAAGUUAGAAGAAAAAUGGAAGCACGGGAAAACAAUGGCAAAUACCAGUUUCUGAGUCCAGAGACACAAGUUAUUUUCAGCAACCUGAAAAGGACCAUUAUAAAAAGGAAGGUGGUGAUCUUUGAGUCCUUCACAGUGUCUGUACAGAAAGACCUGAAGCUGUGUUAUGAAGAGGCAGCGAAGAUGAAAGGCAAGAACUCCUGUGAGAAGAUGAAAAACAUCUUAAGGGAAGGUUUUGAAAGGAAAGUGAAAGGGGGAAUGUUUGAAAGGGCCAGAUACCAAAUGCUCCAGGAAUUGGAGAAACUGAAGAAGGACAUCUUGGCCAAUCUAGAAAAGGACAUUUUAGAGAUGCUGAACCUCGCCUUGUCUCAGAGAGAAGCUUCUCGUUCACUGCCUGACAUCAGCAAGGAAUAUGAAUAUAUGCAAGCCAUAUACCUAGAGCUGGAAGACAUUGCUUAAAAGCAGCCUUGUGCAAUCUUGGGUCACCAUGUUUAUAUACUUCUAUUUGCAAGUUUGCUUUUCAGAUCAAGAAUAGCUUUAACAGGAAAAUUCAAGCUUUGGCUGUACCAGUUUUCAGGGAGAGGCCAGCUCAGAGUGGGCAUGGGAAAAGUAGCCAGGUGGCAGCUAGCUAGCUUUGGUGGGGGUGGAGGGGAAGAGGCAGGGAUGACUCAACAAAACACCUGCCAUAAUUAAUGAAUAAUAGUCUUUAUGCGGCGAAUGCAUGGGAACGAGAGAGUGGAAAGAUAAGGGUAUAUUAUAGAAAAUAUAAAUCAGUACAUAUGUAAGGACUGAACUGAGUCCCUCUGUACCACUCUUCAGCCCCUCAUCUUGCCCUGAGUUAGUUGCAUUUAUGUAUUCAUCUAAAUAAAGGCAUUUUAUACGGAGA
Ornithorhynchus anatinus (platypus) is the source of this 2887-nucleotide messenger RNA. Its product is annotated as nuclear GTPase SLIP-GC-like. Bases 193 to 2460 code for a protein of 755 amino acids. The record is from RefSeq and is a predicted model, not a curated record. Gene Ontology annotation, molecular function: GTPase activity. NCBI's taxonomy places the organism in Eukaryota, Metazoa, Chordata, Mammalia, Monotremata, Ornithorhynchidae. The transcript has 19 exons.